AUGAUUGCUGAUGACAGUGACGAUGAUAUUGGAGCGAGUGAGCCUACUGGGGUGGGAGGUGGUUCUAGCUCUGGCACACAGCAGUACCCUCCACAUUUUUCCUCUUUAGACUUGGAUGCCAUGAGGCAGGAGGGGGUUCCUAGGCAGCCUGCUAGAUUUGGCGCUAGAGAUGCUGAAGCGUCUGCAGGUCUGACAGAGUUUCAGGUUGGUCAGCAAUUUCAAGAUAAAGAUGAGGCUCUGUUAAGUGUGAAGACUUACAGCAUCCGUCGAGGGGUACAGUACAAGGUAGUGGAGUCUGACUAUCACCGGUAUGUGGGCAAGUGUUCUGAGUUCGGGAAUGGGUGCACAUGGUUGAUUCGGCUGAGUCUCCGACAGUGUAAGGGCCUUUGGGAGGUCAAACGGUACAAUGGACCGCAUACGUGUCUCGCCACCUCCAUCUCCAGCGACCACAGGAGUUUGGAUUAUCAUGUGAUAUCGGUAUUCAUUAUGCCAAUGGUUAGGGCUGAUGCAUCCAUCAGUAUCAAGGUGCUCCUAAAUGCCACGGCCGCACAUUUUGGAUUUAGGCCGACGUACAGGAGGGUCUGGUUGGCGAAGUGUGAGUGGGCGAACCGGAUUGUGUAUUCGUUGUGGACACAGCAUUGUGAUGAGGGGUAG
Arachis duranensis is the source of this 654-nucleotide messenger RNA. RefSeq lists its product as uncharacterized. The record is from RefSeq and is a predicted model, not a curated record. Bases 1 to 654 code for a protein of 217 amino acids. NCBI's taxonomy places the organism in Eukaryota, Viridiplantae, Streptophyta, Magnoliopsida, Fabales, Fabaceae. The transcript has a single exon.